UGACCUGGGAAUUCGGUUGUGACGUCAGGCCGGAGUGAAUUAAGAAACGUGGCCUUAGCAGAGCAGCGGAAGGGUUUGUUUAGAAAGUCGGCGAUCUUUAGAAGUCCUUCAUUUGACAGUCCUGUGAUAGUUAGAAUUUGAAAAUCGUACAGCAAUGGCCGAAGUUGAGCAGCCCUUUCCGGAGGAAUCCGUUCUGAUCAAUGCCUCCAGCAGCAACGGUAGUGACCUGGCUAACGUCACGGCGGCUAAGUUCGUGUCCACGCCGGAGGGAACGGCGAUAGCUUACGGUAGCCUGGUCUUUAUGGCGCUACUGCCCAUAUUUUUUGGUGCGCUGCGCUCAGUCAGCUGUGCCAAAAGCAAGAACUCCUCGGAUAUGCCAGAGACUAUUACCAGUAGAGAUGCGGCUCGCUUUCCUAUAAUUGCUAGCUGCACACUUUUUGGACUGUACCUCUUCUUCAAAAUAUUCUCCCAAGAGUACAUUAACUUGCUUUUAUCAAUGUACUUCUUUGUGUUGGGUGUUUUGGCAUUAUCACACACCAUCAGUCCACUCAUGAAUAGAGUUUUCCCUGAAAACUUUCCAAAUAAACAGUACCAGCUGCUUUUUACCCAAGGUUCUGGAGAAAGUAAGGAAGAAAUUGUGAACUAUGAAUUUGAUACCAAAGACCUUGUGUGCCUUUGCUUUAGCAGUGUGGUUGGUGUUUGGUAUUUACUGAAAAAGCACUGGAUAGCCAAUAAUCUGUUUGGGCUUGCUUUUGCGCUGAAUGGUGUAGAGCUACUUCAUCUCAACAAUGUCAGCACAGGAUGUAUCCUACUAGGAGGUCUAUUUAUCUAUGAUGUGUUUUGGGUCUUUGGGACAAAUGUCAUGGUGACGGUGGCCAAAUCUUUUGAAGCACCAAUUAAAUUGGUUUUUCCUCAGGAUCUUUUAGAAAAGGGACUUGAGGCCAACAACUUUGCCAUGCUUGGUCUGGGGGAUAUUGUUAUUCCAGGUAUUUUUAUUGCUUUACUGCUACGUUUUGAUGUUAGUUUAAAGAAGAAUACCCGUACUUACUUCUACACCAGCUUUUUCGCAUACAUAUUUGGUUUGGGCCUGACAAUCUUUGUUAUGCAUACUUUUAAACAUGCUCAGCCCGCACUACUUUAUCUGGUUCCAUCGUGUAUUGGUUUCCCAGUCUUGGUUGCCUUGAUUAAAGGAGAAGUUACAGAAAUGUUCAGCUAUGAGUCUUCUGCGGAGGUUAUGCCGCACACUCCCAGGCUCACCCACUUCCCCACUGUGUCCGGCUCUCCUGCCAGUCUUGCUAAUUCUAUGCAACAAAAACCCUCCUCUCCCCGCCGCAGGCGACAUAAUCCCAGCUCAAUGUAGCUCCUCUGUUUGAGUGAACAGAUAUGAAGAAAACUCUGCUGAACCCUUGGAAGAUGCCACGGAAGAAAAAGAAAAGAAAGACAUGUAGCGGAGAUUGAGUUGAAGAUUCUCCUACUGUCUGAACAUUUCAUGCCCAUUUGUAUUGAUAUUGCUGAUGAAAUUCUUCUUGUUCCCUAUUUUGUCUAUGAAUGUGGUUUUAUGAGGAAGCAAAUGAUAUAAAAUAUGAACAUAUAUCUAGAUGACUAGAUAAAUGUUUAUUAUAUGUCUGAAUUUCAUACUUUUUGUCCUCGGUCCCCUCAGUGAAACUUGGGCCCAUCAAAAUGUAAGGAUAUCGGUGCCUAUGUAUUACAUUUUAGUUGUUUUUUUUUUUGGUUUUAUUAUACUUUUGCUCCUUGGUAAGGUAAAGCAGUAUGUUAUUAUGGUUAAACAAGAAUUUUAAGUUUUAUUGCAUUUAUGUGGAAACCUCCUGAAUGUAAAUGCCCCUGUCCCAUGCAAAAAAAAAAACAUGAUAAAACUAUAUAAGAAGAAACAUUAUUUAAGUAUUGUAUGUAUACUUUGUAGUUGGUACAGUUCUGCUUUUCUGUGGCCUUUGUUUUGUCUUUGACAUUUAAAAAUUGUGAAAGGCAGCUAUCUCAGUUACAGAUUUGGUCUGUUUUGAAGAAUAAUGUAGUUAUAAUGUUUUUUUUUGUUCUUUUUUUUGUUUUGUUUUUUUUUUAAAUCUCCCCUAUUCAUUUUUCUUCCUACAAUCAAUGAAAUGAUUUUGGGCACAGUUUGUUUUCUUUGAAAGAUGGUUCUCAAACAUGAAGUCAAAAAAAGACUUGCCAAAAAUCUGUAUCUCUUUAUGUAGAUUAGUGCAAAACAACAAAUGGGUAAUAAUGGGAGUAUUAUUACUGAUAUUUAUUAGUGUUAACUUAUUGAAUGGAGCAUCAUAUAAGACAAAAACGCAUGCAAAACAAAUUUAACCUUAAUGUAAUUGUAGAUUAUAACUUAAAAUUUAGUACUUCAACUUCUUUAACAGUUUUUCUCUUGGAUUGCUAAGUAAAGAAAAUCAUUACAUUGCUUAUCAAAUCUUUUUGGUGAAGAAAUAUUUAAAACUAAAAUAGAAAAUUAAAAUUGCAUCACAAUAAUUGAAUUGCUCAUUAUUAAACAAACAUUAUUAAAUAUCUUUUUAAUACUUGAAUCUUUUCUCAUAUAGACUGUUCUUCAAGCAUUUUAUGUGUUUCCAUACACAUUUUAGUCUUUUAUUCCAGUUUAAUUGGAGAGCAACAAUUUUCAAAUGGCACGAAAAAGGGAUUUUUUUUUUCUAGUGAGAUUUUGGACUUUAGAACUUUUUUUAGUUCAUAUUUGUGACCAAAAUGUGUGUGUAAUUUCUUAAAGUAUUUGUGUUUUUAAUAUAAAGGGUUUGGGGCAAGUACGGUCUUGUACAGAAAGUAUGUACACACUUGCUUAAGCAAAUUUAAUUUAGGAAAAAUCUUCAGCUCCAUCAGUACUCAUUCUUUUACUGCAGUUUGUGCCAAACUAUUCCUUUUUAGUCUGGGUUACGGGGUGCUACUAUUUUGAGGUGGGUGUAAUUCACCAGUGUUAUUUACGCAAUUUCUGUUAAACUGUCACCCAUGUAACAGUAUAUUAUAUACUGCGUGUAUGCACAUGUUUUAUGUAUUAAAAAUGUGCACUUGUCAUUUUAUUCAUAUACAAUAUAAAAUAGGUUGCACACUCAUGUCUUGAUAUAUGAUAUUAAUGCAUUCCAGGGGUCUGAUAAUUCAGAUUUCAGAACCUGUUUUUCCUGUGAGCACAAUGUUAAUUGUUGCCUGCAGUUCAUGGCGUGCGGCUAUGAAUGUAUGGAAGUACAGGUCAAACCAUACUUUCAAACAUGGCCCUGUGGGAAGAUUUUUAAAAAAUCAUGGUUAAGUAAAUCUGUUUGUCACAGUGCAUUAUUGCUCUAUCAAUGUUUUGGUGGUGAUCAUUAGAGUAGCUUCUGUUGGCACUUUGUCUUGCACUGCACCAAGUUCAGUUCUUUAGGACUUCUGCCUUGGAAACUUGUAUUGCUAUGUUUUAUACAAAUUUAACUUCCAUUGUUGAAGUCUUGUUACUAAUUCCAAUCUCCCAUUUCAGAUUCGGACUCCUCUUUCAUCCUUGUAAUUUUGGGCAAGUUAUAAGAUUCAAUGUUAGGAGGAUAGUACAUUUCACUCGUUGAAAUCAAUGAUUUUAACAAACAAUUCAAUUUGCCACUCUGUCUUUCUGUUCACUUCUUUAUUUGUAUGUUAUAGCUUAUGCUAUCAUUUUCAUUUUCCUUAUUUAAAAAGCUUGUUAUGGUUAAACCUUUUGAAAUUGAUUUUUAUAAUUGUAUCGCAAGACAUGAAUGUUAUUUAUAUCCAGCAAAAUCUACAUAAAAUGUUGCUAUCUUAAAUUGUCAUAAAAUGAAAACAGUGGUGCUGAGCUGUACAAAGAAAAAAAAAAAAGUUGGUUUAAUUAUUUCUCCCAUUAUUUGAAUAACAUUAAAAUUUAGGGUUCUUUUUACGGGGGUGUUUAAAGGUUCUUUUUGUUAAUUAUGCACUUGCUUUGCUAGGCGUGCAUUUAAGUAUUCAUGCUAUAUGUGUGUAUUUUUUUUUUUUUUGUCUUUUGGUAAUAAUGCUGCAAGGUCAAACUGGCUUCUCUUGAGGGGGGAGUUGUUGCAUUCUGCAAUAAAUUGUGGCAUAGACCACUUAGAUGCAUUUAA
Molecule: messenger RNA, 4076 nt
Organism: Erpetoichthys calabaricus (reedfish)
Lineage: Eukaryota; Metazoa; Chordata; Cladistia; Polypteriformes; Polypteridae
Gene: hm13
Product: histocompatibility (minor) 13
Exons: 13
Coding region: 155-1360 (401 amino acids)
Biological process (GO): membrane protein proteolysis
Cellular component (GO): cytoplasmic side of endoplasmic reticulum membrane; lumenal side of endoplasmic reticulum membrane; membrane
Molecular function (GO): aspartic endopeptidase activity, intramembrane cleaving
Source: RefSeq, a predicted model, not a curated record